GCCGCUUUGACGUCAUCAGGAGUAGAAGAAGAUGGCGGCGCGCAUUUUGAGGACCGCAGGGAGGCUCGUUUCUGUGAGGAGCUCCGCUGUGCGCCUCCAGUCGUGGCUCCAUGGGUCGGCAGGUCUCUGGUCCAGUUCUCUUCCUCAGACUGGCUUCUUCCCACAGCUCGAAAAUGCCAUGCUGUUAUCAGGAACCUUCAACAACCGCGUGGCCUUAAUCACGGGAGGAGGGACGGGGCUAGGCCGCGCUAUGACUGUCACUCUGUCGCAGCUGGGAGCACAGUGCAUCAUUGCCAGCAGAAAGUUGGAAGUCCUGCAGCAGACAGCUGAAGAGAUCAGCAGCCAGACUGGAAACAAGGUCCACGCGGUGCAGUGUGAUGUCAGAGAUCCUCAAGCCGUCUCUCAGUGUAUUGAUCAAAUGGAGGCUCUGACAGGACUUCCUGAUGUGAUCAUCAACAAUGCGGCAGGAAACUUUGUCUGUCCAUCAGAACGUCUGUCGCCAAACGCCUGGCAGACCAUCAUUGACAUUGUCCUGAAUGGGACAGCCUUCGUCACCCUGGAACUUGGAAAGAGGUUGAUCCAGAAGCAGAAAGGAGCGUCCUUCCUUGCCAUCACCACAAUCUACGCCGAGUCUGGUUCUGGGUUUGUGGCCCCGAGUGCGUCGGCAAAGGCUGGGGUUGAGGCGCUCUACAAGUCUCUGGCUGCAGAGUGGGGGCGCUAUGGCCACAGAUUCAACAUCAUCCAGCCUGGACCAAUCAGAACAAAGGGGGCCUUCAGCCGUAUGGACCCGACCGGAGCCUUUGAGAAGGUCAAGAUCGACCGCAUCCCGACGGGCCGACUCGGGAAGCCAGCAGAGAUCGCAAACCUGGCGGCUUACAUGAGCAGCGAUUAUGCCUCCUGGAUGUCUGGAGCUGUGAUUCGGUUUGAUGGAGGGGAGUACGUUUCGAUUGCAGGAGAGUUUAACGAGCUGCGCAGUGUGACUCCCGACCAGUGGAAGGUGAUGGAGGCAAUGAUCCGAAAAACUAAAGGAUCAUAAAAACACUGACACUUCUGUUUGUACCACAGCAACCAAUCAGAUCACUGUGUGCAAUGGAUCUCCGUUCUGCUGAUGACAUAAUGAUAAACCUGAGAGCAGAGUUAAGCUAGUUUACUAAAUGACUGAUUGAUCAGCUGAUCUGCAUUAGCCAAUAUGUUAGCUUGGCGCUGGGGGAGACUGUCAUGUGAUUGUUUCCACAUGCUCAGUGUGCAUGUUUUUGACAGUUGGAUAAUAAAAAGCUGAAUCUUCA
Archocentrus centrarchus (flier cichlid) is the source of this 1286-nucleotide messenger RNA. It is a transcript of the gene decr1, whose product is annotated as 2,4-dienoyl CoA reductase 1, mitochondrial. NCBI's taxonomy places the organism in Eukaryota, Metazoa, Chordata, Actinopteri, Cichliformes, Cichlidae. The record is from RefSeq and is a predicted model, not a curated record. The coding region runs from base 32 to 1036 and encodes 334 amino acids. The transcript has 10 exons. Gene Ontology annotation, cellular component: mitochondrion. Gene Ontology annotation, biological process: fatty acid beta-oxidation. Gene Ontology annotation, molecular function: 2,4-dienoyl-CoA reductase (NADPH) activity.